This is a messenger RNA of Drosophila novamexicana, 2371 nucleotides long. It is a transcript of the gene rump, whose product is annotated as myelin expression factor 2. The record is from RefSeq and is a predicted model, not a curated record. Gene Ontology annotation, cellular component: nucleus; cytoplasm. The transcript has 5 exons. Lineage: Eukaryota; Metazoa; Arthropoda; Insecta; Diptera; Drosophilidae. Gene Ontology annotation, molecular function: mRNA binding. Bases 151 to 2091 code for a protein of 646 amino acids.
ACACAUCUCCAAUUUUUUCUCGCGGCAGUCGGCAUUUGCCCAUUUUAUUGAUUAUUACAUUUGUGUGGCUUUAAAUUUGAUUUAAUUGCAUAACAAUUCAACUAUUUUAAUACAAUCUUGCAGUAAAAUAACUUUUAAGGAGACGGAGACAUGAACAUGGACGCGAAUGCUGUCGAAAAUCGUGAAAAGGAACGUGACCGCCGAGGACGUGGUGCACGCGGUUCACGUUUCUCUGAUGCCGACGGUAACAAUGGCAACGCCGCUGGGGGUGGAGGAGGAGGCGGCGGCUCAAAUAUCGCACGCGACAGAAGCCGUGAAAGACGCAAUUGCCGCGUUUAUAUAUCGAACAUUCCCUACGAUUACCGCUGGCAAGACCUGAAAGAUCUGUUUCGUCGCAUUGUUGGCUCCAUUGAGUAUGUCCAACUGUUUCAUGACGAGAGCGGCAAGGCACGUGGCUGCGGCAUUGUCGAGUUCAAAGAUCCAGAGAACGUGCAAAAGGCAAUGGAGAAAAUGAACCGCUAUGAAUUGAAUGGACGUGAGCUGGUUGUCAAGGAAGACCAUGGCGAGCAGCGUGAUCAAUACGGGCGGAUUGUACGCGAUGGUGCUGGCGGCGGAGGCGGUGGUGUUGGCGGCGGUGGAAAUGGUGGCGGUCGCGACCAUAUGGACGAUCGAGAUCGAGGCUUUUCGCGACGUGACGAUGACAGAAUAUCUGGGCGUAAUAAUUUUAACAUGAUGUCGAAUGAUUUUAAUUCGUCGAAUUACAAUUUGUAUGGGCUUUCUGCUUCGUUUUUGGAGAGUCUUGGCAUAAGUGGACCUUUGCAUAAUAAGGUUUUUGUUGCUAAUCUGGACUAUAAGGUGGACAGUAAGAAGCUUAAGCAAGUCUUUAAGCUUGCCGGCAAGGUGCAAAGCGUGGAUCUAUCCUUGGAUAAGGAGGGUCACAGUCGUGGCUUUGCUGUAGUCGAAUAUGAUCAUCCAGUGGAGGCCGUACAGGCAAUUUCUAUGUUGGAUCGCCAGAUGCUCUAUGAUCGUCGUAUGACAGUUCGUUUGGAUCGUAUACCCGACAAGGGUGAGGGUCUUAAGCUACCGGAAGGAUUGGGUGGUGUUGGCAUUGGCCUAGGCCCCAACGGUGAGCCUCUAAAGGAUGUCGCUCACAAUCUGCCUAAUGGUGGUAAUCAGAACGCUUCCCAACUGCUCGGCAAUGUGCAGAGCGCUCAGCAGCUAUCCGCAGUGGCUGGCGGUCAGGUUGUCGGCGGCGGCAACUCCAAUGCAAGCAAUCUGCUGGGAAGCCUCAGUGGCGUCAUGUUUGGCAAUAAUGCUGCUGUGCAGCCCUCUCCAGUGGCGCCGGUGCAAAAGCCCAGCAUGGGCAACAAUCCUGGAGGCGGCGGUGGCGGCAUCAAUCUAAAUAACUUAAAUCCCAGCAAUUUGGCUGCUGUGGUUGGCAAUUUGGGCAACCUAGGCGCCGCUCUGUCCAAUCCGCUGCUCACCUCAUCACUGAACACCCUCGGUCUUAAUCUGGGCAAUGCGGGCGGCAACGAUGACGGACUAGUUUCUGCCAGCAAUGUUGGUCUGUCCAAUAACUACAGCAGCGGCGGCGGCGGCUAUGGGGGUGCUGGAAACAACUACAACAGUGGCGGUGGUACGACCGGCAGCGGCGGUGGUGGCGUCUCCGGUGGCAAUGUUGGCUACAACUCAUACAACAGCAGCGCUGGCGGCGUCUCAAAUGCCGGCAAUAAUCAGCUGGACGGCAAUGACUAUGGCAAUUCUGGCAGUCAGUUGGACAUUUAUGGCGGCGGUGGUGGAAACGUUGGCGGUGGCGGUGGCAAUGUUGGCGUUGGUGUCGGCGCUGGUAAUGCCGGCGGCGGUGGUGCACGCAAAUCUGAUACUAUUAUCAUCAAGAAUGUGCCACUCAGCUGCACAUGGCAGACACUUCGCGAUAAAUUCCGUGACGUCGGUGAUGUCAAAUUUGCCGAAAUACGCGGCAACGAUGUGGGUGUGGUGCGUUUCUUUAAGGAGCGUGAUGCGGAGCUAGCCAUAGCUCUCAUGGAUGGCUCGCGUCUGGAUGGUCGUACCAUCAAAGUAACUUACUUUUAAGUCUUAUCCCUUAGAUUUUUAAUCGCAAAGGCCGUAUGUCCACGCAAUGAACCGUUGGAACUUCUAGACACGAUCAACGGCUUACCUUAACCCACAGCAGGCAGCAGAGCAGCGGCUAGGCUGUCCGAACCAUUUUAGUUUAUAGUAACCCACAAACAAAUAAUUGUUUAAUUUUUAUACAUACGUUUACAUUACUAAUAACAAAAAGUAUCAUAAAAUAAUUGACUUUCCAAAAUACAGAAGACGCAAUUCAUGUAAGUUAUAAGUGAUUGAAGCCAAU